UGUUCGCGCGAUGGGUGGUCCCCGUUUGCAUCUUCGUUUGUAAGCUUUCAUAUAAAAGUGAAUGCUGUCACGGGUUCAAUCCACAGUUCCGUUCGUUCAUCUGUUCAAGCACUCACACAGGAAACAACGGUUAAACGCCUACCGCGUCUGCUCAGCUUCAAUUUUAUUCAGGCCAUAAGAAAACAAUGAACACAACCAUCUCCCCAGCCCUUCUCGCCCUACUGGUGACCAUACUAUACAUGGUCCAUGUGAUAGACGGUGGUCCCGUGGACAGGGAGCCACGUGCCUACAAACAGUACUCCAACGAACCCCCGGCGAAGCGACCGUUUUGCAACGCCUUCACCGGUUGCGGCAAGAAGCGAUCCGUCGUGUCGGUAACGCCGGUAUCGAUGAUGCACCGCCACGCCAUCACAUCGGAACAGAACCGUCCCAAGGUUACGGAAGGAUACGACCCGAACGAGGACUCGCUGGCGAAUCUGCUCGAUCUGAACACGGAACCGGCCGUCGAGGAUCUGAUGAGACAGAUCAUGUCCGAGGCGAAGCUGUGGGAAGCCAUCCAGGAAGCGAACCGGGAAAUUUAUCUGCAAAAGCAGGGUCAGAAAUCGGCCGGAGACUCGUUUCCGGUUUCGUUCAGCACGCAGUGAAUCAUAAUAAUGGCACCACCGAUUUGUUACAAUUGUUUAAGUUUCUUCUACGCUACUGUUUACUAAAAUAUCUCUCUACGGACUAUACAAUACAUUUGCAUAAAGACUUCAGAUAAAAGGGAAAACGAUUGCUGUCCAGAAAUAAUCUCUUGCUCCAGUGAAUUUUCAAGUCAACACAAAUGAAUAUUUUGGUUACGUUUAAAAUAAGUAUUAACAUUGUAAAUACUUGAAGGCGGUCAGGCUUUCCACAUUUAUAUCACGAUUGUUAAAAUAAAGAAAAAUAUU
Messenger RNA from Toxorhynchites rutilus septentrionalis, 929 nucleotides. It is a transcript of the gene CCAP, whose product is annotated as cardioactive peptide. The transcript has 3 exons. Bases 186 to 644 code for a protein of 152 amino acids. The record is from RefSeq and is a predicted model, not a curated record. Lineage: Eukaryota; Metazoa; Arthropoda; Insecta; Diptera; Culicidae.